Messenger RNA from Diabrotica virgifera virgifera (western corn rootworm), 815 nucleotides. RefSeq names its product 60S ribosomal protein L18 (gene RpL18). Gene Ontology annotation, cellular component: ribosome; cytosolic large ribosomal subunit. The transcript has 4 exons. Lineage: Eukaryota; Metazoa; Arthropoda; Insecta; Coleoptera; Chrysomelidae. Gene Ontology annotation, molecular function: RNA binding; structural constituent of ribosome. Gene Ontology annotation, biological process: translation. The record is from RefSeq and is a predicted model, not a curated record. The coding region runs from base 125 to 691 and encodes 188 amino acids.
AGCGCGCCCAUUGGUUAAAAAAUGUUAACAUGUAUGCUGUCAUGUGGCUGUCAUUUGCUGUCAUGCUAACCAAAAUUAUACACAUGCGUGUUGAGGUCUUUUCUUUUCCCAAAACUUGACAAAAAUGGGUAUCGACAUCAACCAUAAAUACGACCGUAAGGUUAGGAGAACAGAACCUAGAAGUCAAGAUGUAUAUUUACGUCUUUUAGUAAAACUGUACCGUUAUUUAGCCCGUCGUACAGGGGCCAAAUUCAAUAAAAUAAUCCUGAAAAGAUUGUUUAUGAGCAAAAUCAACAGACCACCACUAUCUUUAUCCAAGUUAGUGCGUUUGAUGAAGAAGCCUGGCCGUGAUGGACUUAUUGCUGUCGUAGUAGGAACAAUUACUGAUGAUGCUAGGAUUUUUGAAAUUCCCAAAUUGUCUGUAUGUGCCCUUCGCGUGACACAAACUGCUAGGGCCAGGAUCUUGAAAGCUGGAGGUGAAGUCAUCACCUUCGACCAAUUGGCACUCAGGGCCCCAACUGGCAAUAAAACUGUAUUGCUACAAGGCAGACGUAAUGCCCGUGAAGCUGUGAAACACUUUGGUCCUGCUCCUGGUGUACCACACAGUCAUGCUAAGCCAUUGGUACAUUCCAAGGGACGCAAAUUUGAGAGAGCACGAGGUCGUAGGCGCUCAUGUGGUUACAAGAAAUAGACUUAAGUUAAUCAUUUUGUUUCUGCUGUAUUCAUAUUUGUUGUUCAAUAAAUAGGAAUUGCAGUACAUUGGAAUUUUGUUUUGUAUUUUAUAGAAUAUAACAAAAUAAAGGAAUUUAAUAUAG